GUAUAGGAAGUUAAUGCUUGUUUUCAAGAAAAAAAAAGCCGAGGCGGGAUUUGAAAGAAAAGAGCAACACGCGUGCUGAAUGUUAAGCCCAAGCUUUGGCUGUUGUGGACUUGAUUACUUUUGAAGAUGAAGAAGGACUCUGUACGGAGUGCUAGCUACACAGUAGAUUGUGAGGACUUUGUUCAAGUGGUGGAAUUCAGUCCUUUUGAUUCUGGUACUCCUGCCUCCCUUCUUGCGUAUGGUGGAAAUCAGUAUGUUGCUGUAGGAACUUGCACAUUUCAGGAAGAGGAUUCAGAUGUGGAUGGCGUUGAAUUUACAACUUGCCGUAUUUUUCAUCAAGGAGUCCGUGUGGAUUGCAUUGCUUGGAGUCCUGAAUCAAGAUUAGAUGUCAUUCCACGGAGAAUAAGGUUUUGUACAGCUGCAGCUGAUAGAAAUAUUCGAAUUUUUACUUCUGAUCUCCAAGACAAGCAUGAGAUCAAGGUAGUGGAAGGUCAUUCUGAUUACAUAAAUCAAGUAGUAUUUGAACCCAGGGAGGGUCAUCAGAUUGCAUCAGUAAGUGAUGACCUCACUUGCCGAAUCUGGGAUUUAGAUGGAAAGCAGGAAACCUCAUUUUUACUGCGCUCUCCUGGAAUGAGUGUCUGUUGGCAUCCAGAAGAUGCAUUCAAGCUGAUGGUGGCAGAAAAAAAUGGAUUGGUGCGAUUUUAUGACCUACUUACUCAACAAGCAAUUCUUUCUUUGGAUUGUGGGCAGACUCCACUAAUGUCAGCUGACUGGUGUUUUGGCAACACAAUUAAAGUUGGAGCAGUUGCUGGGAAUGAUUGGGUAAUCUGGGACAUCACAAGAUCCAGUUACCCACAAGAAAAAAGACCUGCUCAUGUGGAUUGUGCUAGAUCUUUCAGAUGGUCUAAAGCCAAUGAAAAUCUGUUUGCUACCACUGGAUAUCCAGGAAAACUUAAGAGCCAGCUUUUGGUACAUCAUUUGGGCCAUCCUCAGCCAGUUAUGAUUGGGUAUGCUUCAGUAGGAGCUGGACUGAGCUGGCAUAGGACUCUUCCUCUUUGUGUAAUUGGUGGAGAUCGCAAGCUUUUUUUUUGGAUAACGGAAAUGUAAAAAAGGCUUACAUUUUGCUAACACUUUUGUAAAGAGAUAUGUAUUUCAUUCAAAUAAAAUGUUUUCUACUAUU
Polypterus senegalus (gray bichir) is the source of this 1180-nucleotide messenger RNA. It is a transcript of the gene nup37, whose product is annotated as nucleoporin 37. Lineage: Eukaryota; Metazoa; Chordata; Cladistia; Polypteriformes; Polypteridae. The record is from RefSeq and is a predicted model, not a curated record. The transcript has 10 exons. Gene Ontology annotation, molecular function: protein binding. The coding region runs from base 127 to 1107 and encodes 326 amino acids. Gene Ontology annotation, cellular component: nuclear pore outer ring.